AUGGACGCUCUGCUGCUAAACGCUCGAAUGAGCACCAGCGGCUCCAGCUCGAGUUUUGACAGCUCUGAUAACGAGGACCCGCCUAAGCUUAUCCUCGAGCGGUCUGAUAUGCCGCCUCCGCCUCCUCCCGAAUCACCGCCGCCCGAUAAUAAUAUAAUGCCUCCACCAGACUCUCCUCCACCUUGUGAUGUUUCAGCCAUGUUGACGCCCAAGCAUUCCCCAGUCAAGCAGCAAGAGAAGGAGGUUGUGAAUGCGUAUUCGGACGAAUCUGAUGUUUUCGAUGAGGAUAUUGAGGCCAUUUUAUUUGCUGAAGAGGAAGAAGAUCGCCGCAAAGGGUAUACUGACUGUUUGAUAGAAAGCCAUUUGGACAGCACUGAAUACCCAUUUCCGGCUUAUCUCGUCAAGCUUUCGACACUAUUUACGGAGGAAAAUGCGUUUGGAAAGAGUCCUGAAAACUAUAUUUAUUGCAAUAACUUGGUGGUUAGUCCGUACCAGCUGAAAUUAUUAGAUGUUCGAGCUUCUGCGUCAGAACAAGAGACACUGAAGCAAGUGCGACGAGCAGCAGAGGUGGCGGCAAAAAAGGAAUUGUACAGGAGACGCCAGCAGAGGUAA
Molecule: messenger RNA, 612 nt
Organism: Plasmopara halstedii
Lineage: Eukaryota; Oomycota; Peronosporomycetes; Peronosporales; Peronosporaceae
Exons: 3
Coding region: 1-612 (203 amino acids)
Source: RefSeq, a predicted model, not a curated record